AUGUCCAUAAUCCGUGCCGCUACACAGCUCCGACUCCCCCAAAUUGCCCCUGAUCACAAGAGCCGAGAGGAAGUUGUUUCCAACUCUAAAACCGCCGAUGGCGGCAUUUCUUCGACCCCGAGUUGGCUGACACCGUCCCUUCAAAGGGCAUCUGUCUCCGUCCGCAACUCUUCGAAGUUUUUAAACGCCACCGCGAACUCGGACCGAAUAAUUCAGGCUUCCAAACUCGCUACAACUGUCCCGACGUUGCGUCACCUCCUAGACAAUUCACGAUCGUUCGCUCAUAGUUCCGACCGGCCUUCGAACAUUCCUCAGCUGGUAGAUCUUAAAUUGGCUAGCAUUAACCCUCAAAGAAUGAUCGGAUUAGGGGAGGAAUCGCGUCCCUUGAUAGUGGUCAACUGUACACGGGGCAAAGGGUCAAAAAGGAAAAGGGGAUAUCCCGGAAAAUACGUUACGGUUGUCAACCCUGUCCAAAUCGUAUCAACAUAUUCACUUCCAUUCAGGAUCGUGAAUAAUGCCGAGUGUUCUGACUAA
Nezara viridula (southern green stink bug) is the source of this 534-nucleotide messenger RNA. The record is from the annotation of a GenBank genome assembly. Lineage: Eukaryota; Metazoa; Arthropoda; Insecta; Hemiptera; Pentatomidae.